Molecule: messenger RNA, 1532 nt
Organism: Marchantia polymorpha subsp. ruderalis
Lineage: Eukaryota; Viridiplantae; Streptophyta; Marchantiopsida; Marchantiales; Marchantiaceae
Source: the annotation of a GenBank genome assembly
ACCUGACUCAGAUCUCCACUAGGUCCACCGGAGGUGGGAUCGGAUUUGUUCCAAAAGGUGUGAACAGCAAGCACAUCGAGCAGCGGAUGCUCCUGCUCUUGCGAAGACAACCGCAGCACCAUAAUUACUCCCCGGCCUACUGGACCGGGCCGGGAUCCGAGCACCUCACUUGCAUGCGCAGCAGAGAGCUAUGGCCGCCGUGUAUUGCAGGAGCUGCUGUCCAAUGUCACGAAAUCGGGGAAGAGAUAAGGAGAAUCGCAUCGCGUUCAGAGAAAGAGCACACUUCACGUGCGCCCGGCAAGAAGAUCGAAGUCCGCCAACUGCCCCCACGUUUGAUGGAGGUCGAGGGUUUUCGGCAUCAGAACCCACAGCAACGAAGGUGAAUGCAGGAGAGGACCAUCGCAGAUUCAGCCGUCGAGUUGUCUGCCGAUAUAAUGCUCCCACGGUCCAACCUGUCCUAGCUCGAGAAGCAGAACUUCUCCUUCUCACUGUCCCAAUCCUGCUAUCCGUGGCCGUCGCUGCUGCUGAGGAAGAGAGCGCAGUGCACCGUAAGCUCCAAUAAACAACUUCUGCCAAACACUCGGACUGGGUGCCGAUUGAACGGAUCCACUGCCAUGCUCUAGACAGCUUGCUAGCUAGCUUCCUGUAUGGGCGGGGCUGACCACGCCCCGCUACAAGGACCGAGCCAUCUUCUACACAUCUUCCAGGUCUGAUCUCCGUGUACACGAUUGUGCUCUGCUUCUUAUCAUUGACUAUCUGGUUUGCACACAUCUGUCGUGAAAAGCCUGGCAAAUUUCAGAUCUUGGUACGCGACUUCGACUGUCCCUCCCUCCCUUCCAAGCUGGAAAGCUCUCACUGGCUAGAGUGUAUCACCAGAUCGGAUGAUUGCGUAUCACGCAUCUUCUUCUCGGACUUCAGACAUUAAUGCCACUCCGGGCGGUACGUGAUCGUCAUAAGCAGUAUGAGCAUCGUCACUGUAUGAGCAUCUGUCACAUGGUCCAGUCCAGUAAGGAAGGCUAGGGGAGUAAGGCCCAUAGUCGCUAGAAAUGUGUCCACGAACUCGUCCUUCUUUCAGUGAAGAACUCAUGAGUUUCGGUCGACGGUCCUUGCUGAAACCCGUUCUCGCUACAAUGGAACAUACACAAGUACUAACAUGAGGGAAGAAACCGACAGAAAGCAGAUGGAAUGCCAAGAACCCACCUCGUCUGCAAAAUGCUCAUACUCGGUAAUGUAUGAAAGAUUUCAGUGCAAGGAACCUAUCACGAGCUGUGCACUGCAGUUCAACCGCGUGCCUUACAUGCUUCAUAAUGCAUACAUUUGACCAAUCGGUGAAGACUUCCAACACUUAUGCUUGAAACUAGUAGAGAUCUGUGUACACAUUCUACACCUUAAACGCACAAGGGAUGGGAUGUAGGUUUGUACUAAAUGAUACCUCGUAUUGUGGAGGCCUUUUUGUAACGAGGUUUGUGCUCCUCUCGAAUCAGCUCCGUGGUCACUGAAUAAACAUUUUAGUUUCUUCACAGCCAUCUGUG